GCUAUUUGACAUUUGUUUUAUGCCUAUUUCUUCCCAAAAUUCUGUGUACUGUACCAAGUUCUCUCUGAUGGAGAAACAAGAAGAUCCCGAACCAAGCACAGUUGAAAAUGGAAGUGAAAAACAAGAAGAAGAAAAACAAGUAAAAGAAGAAACUCUGUUGCACUUUCUGGAUUCUACGGAUAGCUAUCUGACGCUGAUAGAUUAUUUAUCUUCCACACUUCGCCAGGGAUGGUUGGAACUGGCAAGUGCUAGGCAUGAUAUGGGAGCUUCACGAGUUAAUACUGCUUUGUUAGACCUUAAAGUUCACUCUGCUUCUACAUCAGUGCAAGUAUCACAACAAGAUGCUCACUCCAUGUUUGCACAACAUCGAUUUCUUUUACGCAAAUGGGCAUCCUUCGAUGAUGGAGAAUCUUUUUCUGGAGAAGAAAAAUCUAGAGAGAACAAAUUGCCGACAGAAUCUGAUAGUCAGCUCCGACAUCGAAACAGUUCCCAUUAUUCUGAGAAAACCUCAGAAAGGAAUGGAAGUCCUCUUACUCUUGAUGACCAGGUUCAAAAGCAGCGAUCCAAAUCAUUGUCAGUGUUUGGAGUACUGGUUUCCCCUAGGCUUCGAGCCGCACAAAUAUCAUUUGAAACAGCAUUGGAGAUACUGGUAGAAAUAGCAAAUAUGCGUUCGACAAUGCUUGCCACAUUUGAUCAAGUCCACGAAGAAUUGGAAGGCACUCAGAGUUAACUACUUAAGGCAGUAUUAUCAGCUGGUUGAGCCCUGAAGAUGUUUAAAAUUAAAAAAAAAUUAACAUCCUUGUAGUAAUCAAAACUUUAAAGCUCAAACAUAUAAAGGAGAGAGGGAAGUGGGUGAAGGUUGUCAUCCUUAGCUGGUUGAGGUUUUGAUAUAUAUCACUCACAGCUUAUCAAAUAUUUUUGUUUCAAAAAAUGCAUGGUGUUGCCGAAAAGGUUUGCAACUAAGGGACUU
Messenger RNA from Pistacia vera, 970 nucleotides. RefSeq lists its product as uncharacterized. The transcript has 7 exons. The record is from RefSeq and is a predicted model, not a curated record. NCBI's taxonomy places the organism in Eukaryota, Viridiplantae, Streptophyta, Magnoliopsida, Sapindales, Anacardiaceae. Bases 20 to 730 code for a protein of 236 amino acids. Gene Ontology annotation, cellular component: extrinsic component of endoplasmic reticulum membrane. Gene Ontology annotation, biological process: vacuolar proton-transporting V-type ATPase complex assembly.